Vollenhovia emeryi is the source of this 1970-nucleotide messenger RNA. Its product is annotated as protein phosphatase 1B. Gene Ontology annotation, molecular function: protein serine/threonine phosphatase activity; magnesium ion binding; manganese ion binding. Gene Ontology annotation, biological process: protein dephosphorylation; negative regulation of stress-activated MAPK cascade. NCBI's taxonomy places the organism in Eukaryota, Metazoa, Arthropoda, Insecta, Hymenoptera, Formicidae. The transcript is spliced from 6 exons. Bases 208 to 1329 code for a protein of 373 amino acids. Gene Ontology annotation, cellular component: cytosol; nucleus. The record is from RefSeq and is a predicted model, not a curated record.
CGCCGUGUGUAUCCGCCAUUCAUGCGAGUCGAUUUCGUUGUUUCUGUGUGUGCAGGCGCGAGCGAGCCAGGCAGCCAGCCAGCUAGGUGCGAGAGGUAAGAGUGAGGCAAGUGCCAUUUUGAGGAUCCGUAGGAAUGAUGCUAAUCAAAUAAUAGAGCGCGGAACAAAUUAAUCAGCUGGUAAUACAAUAAAUAUUGGACGAGUAACAUGGGGGCGUUUUUGGAUACUCCGAAGACAGACAAGUGCAAUGAGCACGGCACUGGCAACGGUUUGCAGUACGGCGUCGCCAGCAUGCAGGGCUGGCGAACGGAGAUGGAGGACGCUCACAGAGCCAUCCCCUGCCUGGAGGGCGGUCUCUCGGAUUGGAGCUACUUCGCGGUGUUUGACGGCCACGCGGGCGCGCUGGUGUCGGCGCACAGUGCGGAACACUUGUUAGAAUGUAUUAUGCAAACGCAGGAGUUUAAGGCCGAGGAUGUCAUCAAGGGGAUCCACUCCGGGUUCCUCAGACUCGACGACGAGAUGAGGGACUUGCCGGAGAUGAGCGCCGGCACGGACAAGUCCGGCUCCACGGCGGUGUGUGCAUUUAUAUCGCCGAAAAAUAUUUAUAUCGCCAAUUGCGGCGACUCCCGGGCGGUCCUCUGCCGAUCGGGGCUUCCGGUCUUCUCGACGCGGGACCACAAGCCCGUCCUGCCCGCCGAGAAGGAGAGAAUUCAGAACGCAGGCGGUAGCGUCAUGAUCCAAAGAGUCAACGGAUCUCUGGCGGUCUCCCGGGCAUUGGGCGAUUACGAGUACAAAAAUCUCAAAGAUCGAGGCCCCUGUGAGCAGUUAGUGUCGCCGGAACCGGAAAUAUUCGUGCUAGACAGGGACGAUGAACACGACGAGUUUCUAGUUUUAGCAUGUGAUGGCAUUUGGGAUGUAAUGAGCAACGAAGAUUUAUGUAAUUUUAUACAUUCAAGGCUGGAGCUUACUGAUGAUUUAGAAGCAGUUACCAAUCUGGUUGUAGACACUUGUCUUUAUAAGGGUAGCAGAGAUAAUAUGAGUAUAGUCCUGGUGACGUUUCCGGCCGCGCCGAAACCAAAUCCUACAGCACAGACGCAGGAGGCCAUGCUGGAAAUGACUAUUGCAAGGAGAAUUAAAGAAAUAAUCGCCGAAGAGCAGGACAAGAGUGAAUUUGACUACCUAAAGAUGCUUGAACUUCUUAGAGGAAGCGACCAAGAUUUUCCUUCCUUGCCUCCUGGUGGUGGUCUUCACGCUAAGCAAUCUUUUAUCGAGAGAACGUUUCGAGAAAUGUGUCCCAGCAAAGCGCAUUCUAAUUCACAGAGCAGUUAAUGUAUACAAUAUGUAUACGAUUUCAUACAUGCGAAAUUGCGAUAGACUGACCAGGCCAAAAGUGGUGAAAAUGAGAUAUCUAUCAUCAUAGUGGAGUACUCUACAUGAGCAGAGACUGUGCAGAGUGGUAAUUACAUAAUGUCAGUUUUUUUCAAAGUUGUUACACUUACGCGUGGUAAAAGAAACAUAAUGUAUAAAGCAUUUCCUUUUGAGCUAAGAGGAAAAUGGAGAAAGAUUGGGAAAAUUACUUUAAUAUAUCUAUCUCAGACAUACACCUUUACUCCUUUUAUACAUGAAAUUAUACACAAAAUAUCUUCACGAUAUGUAUUUAGUUGUAAUAAAAUUUGAUCAGCCUUAACAAAGAUAAUCGUAAUUUUGAAGUAAGAUUAUACAUAAGUAUCUGAUAUGUAAAAAUAUUAAAUUAUUGUAGGGAUAUUUUUGGUAAACACAAUAUAUAUUAUGUAACUGUAGAAAUUGAUGUAUUCUUCACUUGAUAUUGCUGUAUAAUUAUAUGCAUAGCAGGCCUCAAAGUAUAGGUAACUUUUUAUAGUAUAUUUGAUUGUUUUGCACUUCUUAAGCAAUUAAGCAAUUUUAUUCGAUCAUAAAUAAAAUAAACUCUGCUUUUUAUAUAAAAAUAGAAA